AUGUAUGAAAAUGUUGCUGCUCGUUCUGCACUCACGACUCGGGGAUUGAAGCUAGAGCUAAGUUAUGCACAUGUAGCUGACGAGCAAUCAGGAAUCACGAAUCUGGCAGAGUCUGAUCGGCGCUGCUGCUUCUUCCAUGCGAUUGCCGAGCCAGCUGCGAGUCAUGAGUUGCACGGGAAAACAUUUAGUCGUUCGGUUAGCGCGGCGAAACACCGAUGGAAUUGCGGCUGCCAGCACUUUCAAGAUACUGCGCUGAGCCGCCUGUUUCAUUUUCAAAGUGAUAACGUUACCAAAAAAGAAGGAUUGGUCGCCUUACGUCGACAGUGCCGAGCCGAGAAUCGCAGAUGGGAACGCAAACGGAACCAAGAGGAGAGGCCAUACCAGUCUGUAAGCCAACACAGCUUUCCUCUGCAUACUUUAGUUGGCUGCCGCGAUGACUUGGCUAAUGCGCUCAAGCAAGAGGCUGGUUUGCUCACAUCUGCAAGAAAUGCAACAUUAGCGUAUUCGCCAACGCCUCUGAUGCUGAUUUCUGAAAAAUAG
Messenger RNA from Mycosarcoma maydis (corn smut), 540 nucleotides. RefSeq lists its product as uncharacterized. The coding region runs from base 1 to 540 and encodes 179 amino acids. The record is from RefSeq and is a predicted model, not a curated record. The transcript has a single exon. NCBI's taxonomy places the organism in Eukaryota, Fungi, Basidiomycota, Ustilaginomycetes, Ustilaginales.